This is a messenger RNA of Myotis brandtii (Brandt's bat), 932 nucleotides long. RefSeq names its product monocyte to macrophage differentiation factor. The transcript has a single exon. Gene Ontology annotation, cellular component: membrane. Lineage: Eukaryota; Metazoa; Chordata; Mammalia; Chiroptera; Vespertilionidae. The coding region runs from base 37 to 753 and encodes 238 amino acids. The record is from RefSeq and is a predicted model, not a curated record. Gene Ontology annotation, molecular function: pore-forming activity.
CAGACGAGACGGCCUGCAAGGAGGAGCGAAGGAUCAAUGCAGUUCCAGAAUCGAUUCCAGCGGUUCAUGAACCACCGGGCCCCAGCCAAUGGCUGCUACAAACCAACUUGUUAUGAACAUGCUGCUAACUGUUACACACAUGCAUUCCUCAUUGUCCCGGCCAUCAUGGGCAGCGUCCUCCUCCAUCUGCUGUCUGACGACUGCUGGAAGAAGAUAACAGCAUGGAUCUAUGGCAUGGGCCUCUGUGCCCUCUUCAUCGUCUCCACAGUAUUUCACAUGGUGUCAUGGAAAAAGAGCCACCUAAGGACAGUGGAGCAAUGUUUCCACAUGUGUGAUAGAAUGGUUAUCUAUUUCUUCAUUGCUGCGUCUUAUGCGCCAUGGUUAAAUCUCCGUGAACUUGGACCACUGGCAUCUCAUAUGCGUUGGUUUAUCUGGCUCAUGGCAGCUGGAGGAACCAUUUAUGUAUUUCUCUACCAUGAAAAGUAUAAGGCGGUUGAGCUCCUUUUGUAUCUCACAAUGGGCUUCUCUCCAGCCUUGGUGGUGACAUCAAUGAACAACACGGAGGGACUUCACGAGCUCGCCUGCGGAGGCCUGAUUUACUGCCUGGGUGUGGUCUUCUUCAAGAGUGAUGGCAUCAUCCCGUUCGCUCAUGCCAUCUGGCACCUGUUUGUGGCCACGGCAGUCGCCAUGCAUUACUACGCCAUCUGGAAGUAUCUUUACCGAAGCCCCACAGACUUUAUGCACCAUUUAUGACUGUUCUGUACCAGGUGUCCGCACCAGUAUUAUUAGAGCGGUGGCACUUGGGAGAGAAGUGAGAGCUGCCUAUUGCACAGGAGGAGGAAAAAGACAACUGCACUGACUUUCUUUAUAUAGUCUGACUAUAAUUAUUGUGAAAGUAUCAAUGCUGUGUUCUGGAAUGUUCCAGGAUGAAU